AUUCCGCACAAGGCGCAUGCGCAAUUGAUGCCAAAAAAUGGCGGUGAAGCAAAUUUGCUAAAUAUUUUGGAAAUUUACUAAACUAUUGAAAAAAUGCCCAAGAAGUCUUCCAUACAGGAUUCUGCUUCAUUUGAUUUAAGUCUUAAGGAAGCCAGGGCCAUAUUGAGAGCAGAAAAGCAGCGGUUGAGGGAUGCUACGCGAGUGAAAUUAUGCUCUGCUUUUGAAAAGUGGAUGGAACUGAAAGAGAAAACGCAAAUGAAAACACACGAGGAUGUGGCAUUAUAUUUGUUACACAUUUAUGAAAAGUGGGAGAAAAAAGUAGAACUAGAAACAUCUCAAGAGUCAGACCUUAAACCAAUAGCUGGAUGGAACAUUCCAAUGGAAAAGGAGCAUGAUUUAACAAGGAAGCAGAGUAAAGAACUACAGAAUUUGGGCAAACUUGCUGUCAAAUUUAGUGACAUUUCAUCAAAAUUAACAACAUUGAGAAAAGACACAAAAUCUGCAGACAUAUUUUUCGUCAUUAAAGACGGUGCUGAAGUAACUGCUCACAA
Messenger RNA from Owenia fusiformis, 551 nucleotides. The record is from the annotation of a GenBank genome assembly. Lineage: Eukaryota; Metazoa; Annelida; Polychaeta; Sabellida; Oweniidae.